CUCGGCAGCCGUCCCUGCUGUGCGGUGGCCUCCCGCCUCGCUUAGGCUUCCCUGCUGCCGCAGGCGUCGCGCACACCCCUGCUGCCCCAGACGGGCCGGGGAGCGGAGGCGGUCGCACCCUUCCUUCCGCCCUCCUAGGAAAUCUCUACACCUCCUCUCCGACUCUUCAGGGAAACUACCCCUCACCACUUUUCCCGGCACCAGGAAGCCCUGAACCCCUGAAUUCCAUUUUCAGGGCCCGCUUUCCGGGCCCGUGACCUUUCUUUUUUUUAUCUACUCUGAGGUAACUCGGUCGGAUCCCUCCAUCCCCAUUUCUUUCACGUUCCUGUCGCGUCCUGGUCGGGGGUAUCUCCCUCCUCCGAGAGGGAAGCAUGGGAGCAGCAAGGGGCCCGGCGCCUCGGGAGGCGCAGACUGGAAGACAAGCCCCCCUCCCUCAUUCCUCAGCUUCUGUGUAAUCCGCUGCCCUUCUGGAAACUGGGCAGGGGUUGUGGCUGGAUGCCGGUGUCCCUGACUUGUCUUCAGCUUACCGUGCAGAAGUAAUAUGUUCCCAGCAUUGGAAGCAGAGCUAAAGCAGGAGGUCGGUACACCCCCCUCUCCAGGAACUCCACAGAAAUCCAAUACUACUAGAUCAGAAGACUCUUCCUGAUCCCUAUGAAGACUUUAUGUACCAUCAUCUUCAAUACUAUGGCUAUUUUAAAGCUCAGAGAGGCAGUUUACCAAACUCAGCCACGCAUCAGCAUGUUUGGAAGAAUAAUCCUCGCUACCUGGUGAGUGGCUCUUUUGGGGAAAGAGAGGAUGUGAUACCAGACCCUCUGCAAAAGGAGAAGCUACUAUGGCCCACUUGUCUACCUUCCACGGUGCACAGACAGAUAGAGGCUGUGAGCAGAGAUUCCCUCAUGCUUGGUUCACCACUUAAGAGCAGACAACUUCUUCAUGAUGAGUUUGGAGAAGUAAAGCCAUGUCUUCGAGAACCACGAGAUCUCUUUGCCUUCUUCUCCAGCAGUGGGCCACUGCAGGCUCCAAGGUGGCCAAUAGAAUGUGAGGUCAUCAAGGAAAGCCUUUGUCAUAUCGAGUGGGUUCCACCUCAACCAGAAUAUUUCUAUCAACCUACAGGAAAUGAAAAAUUACCAGAAAUUGUAGGAGAAGAAAAAGGCACAGUUGUCUAUCAAUUAGAUUCAGUGCCCACCGAAGGUUCCUAUUUCACUAGUGCCAGAGUGGGAGGCAAGCGAGGGAUUAUCAGGGAUCUUGCCGUCACACUGCAGGGACCCGAGGAUAAUACUCUCCUGUUUGAGUCAAGGUUUGAGAGCGGGAAUCUGCAAAAAGCCGUCAGAGUAGAUACCUAUGAGUAUGAACUCACCUUGCGAACUGACCUCUACACAAACAAACACACUCAGUGGUUUUAUUUUCGGGUUCAAAACACUAGAAAAGAUGUGACCUACCGCUUCACCAUUGUCAACUUGCUAAAACCCAAGAGCCUUUAUACUAUAGGGAUGAAGCCACUCAUGUACUCCCAGCUGGAUGCCGACACCCACAACAUUGGCUGGAGGAGAGAAGGAAAGGAAAUCAGGUACUUCAAGAACAACACGGAGGAUGGGCAGCAGCCCUUUUACUGUCUUACGUGGACCAUCCAGUUUCCGCAUGACCAGGACACUUGCUUCUUUGCUCACUUCUACCCAUAUACGUACACUGACUUGCAGUGCUACCUGCUGUCUGUGGCGAAUAACCCUGUCCAGUCUCAGUUCUGCAAACUCCGAACAUUAUGCAGGAGCCUCGCAGGAAAUACCGUCUACCUGCUCACCAUCACCAACCCAUCCCGGACCCCGCAAGAGGCAGCUGCAAAGAAAGCUGUGGUCUUGAGCGCCCGAGUCCACCCUGGAGAAAGUAAUGGCUCGUGGAUCAUGAAGGGCUUUUUGGACUUCAUCCUUAGCAACUCCCCAGAUGCCCAGCUCCUCAGAGAUAUCUUUAUCUUCAAAGUGGUUCCUAUGCUAAAUCCAGAUGGAGUGAUUGUAGGGAAUUACCGGUGUUCGCUGGCAGGGAGGGACUUAAACAGGCAUUAUAAAACCAUUCUGAAGGAGUCCUUUCCUUGCAUCUGGUACACCAGGAACAUGAUCAAAAGACUUCUGGAAGAAAGGGAGGUUCUCUUGUAUUGUGAUUUCCAUGGCCACAGCCGCAAGAAUAAUAUCUUCUUGUAUGGCUGUAAUAGCAACGAUCGCAAAUACUGGCUUCAUGAGCGUGUCUUUCCUUUAAUGCUAAGCAAAAAUGCACCAGAUAAGUUCUCUUUUCAGAGUUGUAACUUUAAGGUGCAGAAGUGCAAGGAAGGCACAGGCCGAGUCGUGAUGUGGCGCAUGGGCAUCCUCAACAGCUACACCAUGGAGUCCACCUUUGGGGGGUCCACCCUGGGCAAUAAAAGAGAUACUCACUUUACCACUGAGGAUCUAAAGUCUCUAGGUUACCAUGUUUGUGACACCCUUCUAGAUUUCUGUGAUCCUGACCGAACCAAGUUUAUGCAGUGUUUGGCAGAGCUUAAAGAGCUCUUACAACAGGAGAUCCAUAAGAAAUUCAAUGAACUUGGACAAGAUAUGGAUUUAGAAGGAAGUUGGAGCGACAUCUCUCUGUCUGACAUUGAAUCCAGCACCAGUGGUUCUGACAGUUCCCUCUCGGACGGUCUCCCUGUUCAUCUACUGAACAUAGCACAUGAGGUGAAUGAAAAAAAGAAGAUGUAUAAGAAGAAAAAAAAGAAGCCACUUCAGACGAGGAAACAGCGAAAUGAACAGUAUCAGAAAAAUAAUUUGAUGAGGGAGUUAAAGUUAACAGAAGAUACCCCGGAAAGGGCAGGGUUUGCUUCUACUCUGCAAAAGCAGCCUACCUUUUUCAGAAAUUCAGAGAAUGCCAGUUCUUCCGUGAUGCGAAAUGAAAAACCAAGGUUGAAUGAGCUACAUGGGAGAGACAAAGGCAGCUCCCUGGACCCAUCGAAAAUGACCUCCUUGAUUCUGACGAAGAAUAAAGAGAGGAUGCAGACAGAGAAGCCAGGAUUCACAGUGUCGUGCUCUCCAAAGAGAAGCACAAAUCCCAGCCAAGAGCCAGUUCCAGAUAUGAAGCCAAGCUGGUCCAGGAACAGAUAUCCUGCCACAGAGAGGGGCCGCGCCGCCAUGACAGUGUACCCAUCCUUGCACAUAUACACAUACCCAUAGCUGCCACGUUUUGGGUGAGACACGUUCUGUAAUGAGGGGAGUUGUAUGACUGGGAGCUACGUUCACUUGCAGUAUACUGUGUGGCGUGUUCAUUGUGCACUGACCUUACACUGUGCGCUUGCGUUGCCUGCGUGCCCUCCUGAUACAUACCUCAUGCAUUAGAUUACUUUUCUCAUAAAGUAAAAUUUUAUUAUGAUGUUGAGAAAAGCUUCCUUUGUCAGAAAUUGAAGUGUGUGCUCAUGAACCUACAGCCCAGAUAUACCUCACUUUAACCAAUAGACAUUCUCUCUAAAAUUAUGCGCAAAUCAAUUUUAAGAGCUCAGAUUCUAUUUUAAACAUAUUCUGGGAGUGUGCUUUGUUAAAAAAAAAAAAAGUGUUGCAUCAAAGCUUUUUAGCACUGAAUGGUCAGUAGUGAUUUCUCAGGUUUGCUCCUGCUGAGGUGUUACCACACAGAGAAAACAAUUCAUGUAUUAGCCUGAGUUUAGUAUAACAUAUAUUAUGUUCAACACAGUUACGUACAUUUUCUAGCUCACUGAUUAAAAUUCUUUCUCU
Molecule: messenger RNA, 3743 nt
Organism: Neogale vison (American mink)
Lineage: Eukaryota; Metazoa; Chordata; Mammalia; Carnivora; Mustelidae
Gene: AGBL2
Product: AGBL carboxypeptidase 2
Exons: 18
Coding region: 663-3191 (842 amino acids)
Biological process (GO): proteolysis
Molecular function (GO): metallocarboxypeptidase activity; zinc ion binding
Source: RefSeq, a predicted model, not a curated record